Drosophila nasuta is the source of this 2852-nucleotide messenger RNA. Its product is annotated as motile sperm domain-containing protein 2. The record is from RefSeq and is a predicted model, not a curated record. Gene Ontology annotation, cellular component: endomembrane system; endoplasmic reticulum-endosome membrane contact site. The transcript has 7 exons. Bases 387 to 1913 code for a protein of 508 amino acids. Lineage: Eukaryota; Metazoa; Arthropoda; Insecta; Diptera; Drosophilidae.
UCAAGGGAGUCCACUUUAUGGUGCUCCACAUCGCCGUCGCACGUUCAUCGACUGCCAAAGCAGAAGCAGCGAUUCAAUCGAUUCACAGCGAUCAAACGCCGUUAGUUAGCCUCGGCAGCUCGUGUUAAGCACUCGAAGUGACUCGAUUGAUUGUGUUUCGCUUGUUUUAUUUUCGAAACCAGAAUCUAAUCGACGCAUUAUCGUGUAGUGCCGAAAAACUGGAUUAUCGAUUAUCGAGAAGCACAGCACAACGGUAGUUGCGAUAAGCAAAACUCUUGACUGUUGCCUCUGCAAAAGUGCUGUGCGCCGAGUUCAACGUUUAGUUUGCACACAGUUGCCGUUAAAUAUUGAGUGUGUGUUGACCAUUGUGCCAAGCAAUCAUCAUCAUGGGUGUUAAGGUUAAGAAUCCCACGAGUGCCCAGAUCGAGGAACUGCGCCAGCGUUUCAAUACACAAUACGCUAACUCGCCGCCGGCAGCUCCCUUCCAUCACGUCGACCUUGCUCGCAUACGCAAUGAAAACUUGUGGCUUCAACGUUUUCUGGAAAUGCACGAUCUGGACAUGGACACCGCGUUCACCAAGCUCUGGGAAACUUGUGUGUGGCGUCAAUCGUAUGGAGCCAACGAUCUGCAUCACAGUCAACUGAAUCAAGAAUAUCUGAAUCAGGGUUGCGCCUUUGUGCAUAAUCAGGAUGUGGAUGGCAAGCCAUUGCUUAUAUUUCGAGUUAGGCUGCACAAUAAAUCGAAAAAUUUGGAUGAACUCAUACGCAUUGUCGUCUAUUGGGUGGAGCGUGUGCAGCGUGAGAAUCACUUGACCCAAUUGACAAUUUUCUUCGACAUGGCGGGCACGGGUUUGGCCACAAUGGAUCUGGACUUUGUAAAGCGCAUUGUGGAAACUUUUAAGCUCUACUAUCCAAAUGCACUCAAUUAUAUCAUUGUCUAUGAGCUUGCUUGGGUGUUAAAUGCCGCGUUUAAGGUCAUCAAAGCUCUGCUGCCGCCAAAGGCAGUUGAGAUAUUGAAAAUGAUAUCGAAAAAGGACGUCACUCAAUACGUGACCAAGGACAACUGUCUGACCAGCUGGGGCGGCACUGACGACUACGAAUACAGCUUUGCGCCACCCUCCGAGUCGAAGCAGGCAGUACCCAAAAUCGUGGCUGCAAAUGCCGGAGACGCCGAGCAGCCACCUCAGGAUUACGAUAAGAAGGUUCACUUCGCCGAGAUGGUGCUGCAUGAUACGAGCAUUAAAGAACUGCACACGCCCUCGGAUGGUGAGGGUAUGUUGCAAUUGGAACCAUCAGAAAAUGUUAAUUUUUGUCCACACACCGGGGAUGCCAAGCUGACCCUCAAGAACAUUUCACAACAGCCCAUUGUCUACAAAAUACAAACCACAUCGCCGGAAAAGUUUCGUGUGCGUCCACGUUGUGGCGUUAUUCCGGCACAAUGCGCAGUUGACGUCAGCAUAUGUCUGAAGUCGGAUCAUCAACUUAGCCCCGAUGGCAAGGAUAAGUUCCUUGUCAUGGCAGCCGUGGCACCGAGCGCCGACUGCGGUUCCCAGGAGGUGGCCGACAUAUGGAAGGAGAAGGGCACAAAUGAUGCAGACGUGGAGAACUAUCGUCUGGUAUGCCGUCAUUUGGGUAAAUCCAAAGAGGGUAUGGAUGUUGUUCAAUCAGGCGGCUCUCAAGCUGGUAGUAAAUUCGGUCCACAGGAAUUACAGGAGCAGGCCAGAGAAAUGUCAGCCCAAUUGAGGCAUACAAGAAAUUUGCAAUAUGUAACAUUAGCACUCAUCGUGCUAUUAUUUGCUGGCUUUGGUUUUUUGCUUUUCGAGCGCAUACAUUUCGCAUCAGGGGAUUCGCAGGGAUCUGCAGCGGGAGCUUGCCAACAGACGGCGCCGUAUAAAUGUGCCAAGCACAAAUAAUAUUUACUGUCGCAAUGCAAUCUGACCAGGCUAGACGAUGCCACUGUUAGUCACGACCAUCGCAAGAGCAACAACAACAACAAUAAUAAGAAUAAUCCGAUUAAUGAUAACCAACAAAACAAUGAUAAAGAGAAUUGUGUGAUUUGUGAUUUGCGCCUGGAACUGGACUACAUUGAUGCUGAGGAUGUUGGCAAUGUUAACGAUGAUGAUGACUAUAAUACAGAUUGCCUGGAAGCGCUUCUGCUGGCACAGCAGCUGCAGCAGCUGCAACUGUCGAUGCGCAGUGGUCGUGUGAGUGACAGUCAGAUGGGAGGCGUUGCCAAUGGCGGUCAUCUGCUUGGUCUCAUUGCAUUCGCACGUAAAAUAGCGCGCGUGCUACUUUCGCUCUCAUUGUUAUGCUGCAUUUUGUUCCUCAGCUUCUACCUGGGCAACAGCUACGACGUUCACAAUGGGCAAGCAACAGCCUCAGAUCACCCUCAUUCAGCAGCAGCAUCAGCAACAACAGCGACAGACAUGUCCUUGGUCAACAGCACCUUGAGAAACACAUCAUCAACCACCAUUAACAGCAACAGCAUCGCAAUCAACUCUUCGGCUUCAGCAGUUAAUAGCCAUCAUUCACCAGAAACAUAUUCCAUAUAGAGAGAGAUCACCACAAUAUACAAUUUAGUAAUGUAUAUUAUACAAUAUACAAGAGUCACAAGUGCAAAAUUUCUCCAACACUCUUCUUAAGAUUGUAAUUUCAAAAUUCGCUUGAAGCAGAGAGCUUCGAGUAUUGUGUAGAAUUUAUCUUUGAUCAACUUUAGCCCAACCCAUCAAAAGGAAACAGCCGCUGGAAACAAUGAAUUUGUAGUAAUUCCAUGUACGAUAUAUAUACUAUGUAAAUUAUAAACAAUUUAAUAUUAAUAAUUAAACAAAAAAGUUGAUUAGUUUGUAAAUACA